Molecule: messenger RNA, 1767 nt
Organism: Cucurbita maxima (winter squash)
Lineage: Eukaryota; Viridiplantae; Streptophyta; Magnoliopsida; Cucurbitales; Cucurbitaceae
Product: putative E3 ubiquitin-protein ligase XBAT31
Exons: 8
Coding region: 203-1507 (434 amino acids)
Molecular function (GO): protein binding
Source: RefSeq, a predicted model, not a curated record
UUCUGAAACUAUUUCGGCGGGCAGGUUCAAAUUACGAGGCUGCUUCAAUUCAUUUCAUUCAAUAUCACUCUUCCAAUGGGCUUGCAAUCCCCACUCAUUGUACGGCUUCCAUUGAAGCCUGGUGAGUGAGCUUCUUUUCGAGCUCCUCUCCAUGUUCUAUCUUGUAGGUGAUUAUUGAUUUGAGGUUGCCGAAGGAGAGGGAAUGGGCCAGGGCCUGAGCUGCGGACGCCGCCAUGAAAAUGGACUCUUCUUCAGUGCUCUGCAGAAUGAGGAUGUGGAAAGUGUUCGAGCCAUGGUGGAGACUGAUUCGUCUAUCUUACACCACACUACCGACCAUCAAAGAUCAACGGUCCUACAUGUGGCGGCAGCCAAUGGACAGAUCGAUAUUCUUUCGAUGCUCUUGGGCCGGAAUGCGAAUCCCGAUAUUCUGAAUCGGCAUAAUCAGACUCCUCUGAUGCUGGCUGCUAUGAGCGGGAGGGUAGAUUGUGUUCUAAAGCUGAUCGAAGCAGGAGCUAAUAUAUUGAUGUUUGAUUCUAAACAUCGAAGAACCUGCUUGCAUUACGCAGCUUAUUACGGACAUUCAGAUUGUCUGCAAGCGAUUCUUUCUGCUGCCCAUACCACCCCGGUAUCGGACUCUUGGGGGUUUGCAAGAUUUGUGAACAUUAGAGAUGGGGAUGGCUCAACUCCAUUGCAUCUAGCGUCCAGGCAGAACCAACCUCAGUGUGUUCGUAUACUUCUUAUCAAUGGUGCUCUUGUUUGUGUGUCCACUUGCAGUUGUCCAGGUAGUUCGCCACUUCAUUUAGCUGCCCGUGGUGGUUCCUUGGAUUGUGUUCGAGAAUUGCUUGCUUGGGGAGCUGACAGAUUUCAGUUCGACUCAUAUGGGAGGAUACCAUUUAAGGUUGCUUUAAAGCAUAAGCAUCAAGCUUGUGCAGCUUUAUUGAACCCUUCAUCACCAGAACCUCUAGUAUGGCCUUCACCUUUGAAGCUAAUCAUUGAGCUAGAUCCAGAUGCAAAAGUUUUGCUAGAAAAGGCUUUGAUGGAUGCAAACAUGAAGAGAGAGAAGGCCAUAUUGAUGGAAAAAUUCAUCACACCUCCUUGUCCUUUGAAAUCUGAUGCUCACAUUGAUGCGUAUGAUGACAAUGACUUAGCAUCUGAGGAUAUCGAUACAGAGUUGUGCUGCAUAUGCUUUGAACAGAUGUGCAAUAUUGAAGCCCAACCAUGUGGCCAUAGAAUGUGCGCCCAUUGCACAUUAACUUUAUGCUGCCACAAAAAGCCUAAUCCAACGACAGCUUGUCCAACAGCCCCUGUUUGCCCAUUUUGCAGAAGCAGCAUUGCCCAACUUCUUGCUGCUGAGGUGAAGAGUAAUGACUUUGUAGACCAAGAAAUUUCCCCCUUGAAACUGAAGGGCUUGAGAACGUCAAAUUUCAAUGAAGAAAACAGCAGCUUGAAGAGCUUAUCUGCCAUGUUUGGGAAGUUGAGUGAACAAAAUCCAGGGAAAUGUGUGUAGUCUUAAAAAUGGCCUUAAGAGAUAGAUGACCGAUGGAUAUGGCAACCUCAGAUUCAUCUCGUUCUAUGGUUUUUACUUCACCUAUAGAGCAUCAUCAUUUGGAUGUACUGAUGGGGCUCCCAUUCUAAAGUAUGCAAGGGUCGUGUGCUUCGAUGUGGGCAAACGUACGAGAAGGUUCUUUUACCCUGAGUAUUUUUUCAUUAUCAGCUAUUUACAACAGUUUCUAAAGCCACUAAAACUAGCAAAUAUAGCACAUCUAU